Messenger RNA from Trichobilharzia regenti, 2831 nucleotides. The record is from the annotation of a GenBank genome assembly. NCBI's taxonomy places the organism in Eukaryota, Metazoa, Platyhelminthes, Trematoda, Strigeidida, Schistosomatidae.
AUUUACUAAUACAGAACCAAUCCAAUAAACCAGUUCAUACAGGCCGUGUGUGACCGGCCAGCAUCAAGCAGUUGUCCCAUGGGCUCUGCGUUCACUCAGGUUCCACAGGAAUAGAUCAUCUUCCUUGGUGUGAACAGUCGGAAAGUAACAACCGCCCACAUACUUCCUAAAGCAUACGAAGUUCUCCUGAUCAUCCUCCUUUAUCCCUGUCACCCUCAUCAUCUUGCUUCCUUACUACUGUCGGUACUAUUCUGCAGAAUAAUCAGUCAUCUUCAUUUCAUUUUAUGACCACAAUUAACGAUGACAGCUAGUGAAACACUCCUGGCAAAAUGGUUAACCUCUUCAUAUCUUCCAAUGACUAUAGAGUAGAAUGGAGCAAACUGCUGAGCAGUGCAUACGUUAUUUGGUGGUUGUCCGGAUGUCACGCCGGUUCCAAAGAUCACUUAAGCUGGCAAAUGUCAGAAUAGUGUGUGGAUUUAUGCAAACACUGAGCUUGACACAACGUCUUCACAUUCUCAAAGCAUUACAUGCCUGCUUUAUUCUUACUCUUUUAUGCACGGGAAUUGUUGGACUUGUCCUAUUCAGUGCAAUUGUCAGCCAACCGAUAAGAAAUUGUCCUGUACUACAUGCAAUAUACACUGUCUUUUGGUUAUCACUUGGAUUGUCUAUCUUACAAGUUCUUCUAGCCAUUAUCUUCUUCUUAUGGUUUCUUUUCACAUUUCUUCUUUUCCCUGUAAAAUCAUCAGCUAUUAAUGAUUUGACUACAGGACAGUGUACUACACUUCAAGUUGACCCUCAAUCAAUCAAUCCAUUGGAUAAUAAUCCAUUCAGUUAUUGUACAGCAGCUGUUGAUAUUCAUUGUGGUCAGACUGCUGCUUUUGGACCUUUCAAUUUUUCACAUUCAUAUUGUGAUAGUGAAGAUACACUGGAUACUUCUUCAAGUAGAUGUUAUGAUUGUUGUCAAUUUAAAAUUGGAUGGCUUUGUUUCGGGUCUAUUUUUUUGGCAAUUUUAUCAAUUGGUUUAAUUCUAAGCAUGAUAUUAGUAGGCAAUUUUCUCAAUCAAAUGGAUACCAUUUUCAAUUCAGAAAUGGCUAGCAUAUUUGUUGAAGCUCGAGUGAGUUAUUUCAACUUAAAAACACAUAAUAAUAAUAAUAAUGCAUUCAUAUGUUGGGAAGUAAUACAAAAAACAUUUCAAUGUUGUGGACAAGUGAAUUACACCGAUUGGAGUUCAUUUGAUCAAAAGGCGUUGUUACAAAAUGAGAAUUUUUCUUUACCAGCAUCAUGUUAUUCUACACCUACAUCUAUACCUACAAGGAAUACUUCAUUCGAAGGAGGAGGAGUAGUAGCUACUCGUCAGAUUUAUACUUCAGGUUGUUCAAAUCUUGUCAUAAAAUCAUUAUAUUUACAAUUAACUGCAUCAAGAGUUUACCUAAUUGUAACAUUCAUCCUGCUGGUGACAACUUUUCUUAUUGACUUUGGUUAUACUUUAUAUGUGGCGCAUAUAACUCUUGUUGAAAAUCCUAUUGUAGUCGAUGGAGAUUGUAGUCAUCUUGAUGUAUGGCAGCAUAGGGGUGUAACCCCCGGAGGCGGAGUGAAUGCAGCCAAUACAACAACAAUAACAACAAUAACACGAAAAUUCUCUACACCUAAUUUUAUAAAUAAUCACAAUGAUAUUGAAUCUAUAUCAUCCAGCAGUAAUUCAAGUUCAUUGAUGUUUCAAAAUUCAGCAUAUCAACGACAUAAUAGUCGAUAAAUGACACACUAUCUGAUCUGAUUUGAUCUUUAAUAGUGGGAACCAAUUUUUUAAAUGCUUGAAAGAAAAAAAGUUGAAUUCUAGUCAUUUUGGGAUAAUUGUAAAGUGUGUAUAUUCUGGUGUGUGUGUAUGUGUGUAUCAACAUGCCUCCCUUCUUGAUUUUGUGCAUAUGACAAAAACUGCUUUCAUCAUCAUCAUCAUGUCUUACUUUGUUUGUUUGUUUUAUCAUGUCAUAUGUUGUCUUUACCUCGCGUAUAAAUUGCCUUUUUCGGGGGUUUUUCAUCACUCGCUAAUUUCUUUCUUAUGUCUUUUUAAAAAUGCAUUUCACUACCUGUAUUAAACACAGGACAUUAAAAACACAAUCAAAUGAACCAAUUACUACUACAUAUCAGGCAGUAAUAAUUUUUGCUUUAUUCUGUGUUUUUAUUUAUUUAUUUAUAUUGUCUUUCAUAAUUUUAAUCUGUGUACAGCCAAGUGCACUUCAAUACUUACACUUUUUAAUACAUAUUUAGUAGCAUUUGCUUUUAGUAUAGUUGGCUAGUUAGUUAGUUUGGUUUUUCCAACUAAACUGAAUUGUUUUUGUACCGCUUUUAACCGUGUAUCACUUUUCUGUCGAGCUGAGUUUUCGAUUCGCGAAAAAAACACACACACACAACUUCUAUCUAUCUGUAAAAUUACCUUGAUUGCAUAGUAUCUCCAAAGAAAAUGAUAAUGGUGGACGGCGGGAUAAACGCUGAAGAGAGACCGUUGAGUGACAUCGCAGCCUACAUCCUUGUGUAGAACACGAAUGGAAAACGAUGAGUUGGGCGUCCGUGUGUGUGUGUGAGGAGGAGGACUUUAGGAAAACGGAGUUGGAUGGAGAUGUUGUAUUGAAGCUUUUCUAUGUUCCACUUGGAACCUAGGGGAAUAAUUAUAGACGUAUAUAUGUGUAUGCAAUGAAUUUGUGUUCUUCUUUUCAUGCUACAGAUUUCUUACAAAUAUUUAAUAAUGUGAUCUUUAUUGAUAUUAUUAUUAUUAUUGUUUUCUCUUAAAUUGAUAGUUUUUGUAAUGUAAUCAAAUACAUGUACGUAACUUGUUG